This is a messenger RNA of Komagataella phaffii GS115, 1842 nucleotides long. RefSeq lists its product as hypothetical. Lineage: Eukaryota; Fungi; Ascomycota; Pichiomycetes; Pichiales; Pichiaceae. The transcript has a single exon. The record is from RefSeq and is a predicted model, not a curated record. Bases 1 to 1842 code for a protein of 613 amino acids.
AUGGAAAUACAGAAUCUUUGGAGCUUCAUGGCUUCCCAAAAGAUGACCAAUCCUAUUGUGCCUGGUUCUUCCAAAUGGAUAACCCAAGAAUUGGAAAAUAGUGUUCGAACGAUGUUUACCGAAACCCAAAGAUUCGCAGAGUCUGUGAAUUAUGAACUGGACUGGUUAGACGAACAAAUGGGAGAAAUUUUAGAGGGUUCUCCCAACCUUGUCAUGCUGGCACUGAGAUCUCCCAAGAAGUUGCAAGAGUCACCCAGUAGGAAAGCUGAUGGUGAACCUCUUACCAACAAUGUUUUCCAAGAACCAGUCGUAAAUAACAUUCCAGAGUUGCAAACUACAGAAAGUUAUAAGAAGGAAAAAUUUGAUGAAUAUAGAAAACUGAGGGAACAAGUUAAUAUUAGUCAAAGCGCUAUAGGUGGUAAGAGAGAAUCAACACCUGAUAAUUCAUUUGAAGAAAUCAAAGAAAGUGUUCGGAAGUCAAUGUUAACGCGGACUUCUGUGCGUGCCAGUAAUAGUUCCGAUUCCCCACCAACUAUUUUAGGUGAAGAAGUACUUUCUCCUAUUCGCUCUGCCCCAAUUUUGGCACCUACUCAAGGAGAGAAUUUUACAAUAGUUGAGCAUGCAACAGAAGAAAAAGUCCCCCUGAAAGAUGAUCAGGAUGAGAAACAUGACGAUAACAGGAGGAGCACAGCAACUACUGCAACCACUCCAUUUGCAUCCCUCCCUUCAAGAAGGGAGCUAAGUAUUAAAAGAAGUGCUGGGAAAAAUGCAUCCGAUUCUGAGUUCCAGAACCUCAAGGAUAACAUCGCACCUCCAAAAGAUAAUGUGUCCACAUCCUUAACUGUGACAAAUAAUUUGAAGAUGUCUCCCGAAGUUUUAGAUAGUGGAUUUGCAAGCGUCGGAGGGACACCUUCGACAAGAGUCCAAUCUCACGUUGAAAUAGAAACCGGAAGCAUGUGGUUCAAUCCUGAACUAUCAGAGAGAACAAUACUGAAGUUCGAUGCUUCAGAUGAGAAAACAGUCUGUGAAUCCCAGUUCUCACCUACAAGAAAAAAGAAUGUUCGAAAAGAACAAAAAAUCAUUAAUCAUUCAGUUCAUCUGUCGCCUUUACAUUCAAAUCCGAGAUUCAAUAAUGUAUCACCAAGAAAAGAACCAGUAUCCCCCAAAAAAAUCAGUUUGUCUCCAAUAGUUAAAAUCCUUCCACCAUCAAGAAGAGUAUCAUCCGCUAAGACCACUGCAAUAGCUAAGAAGCUGGGUAAACCCGCACUUACAUCAGUAUCUUUAGAGGUGCAACCAAAAACGUCAAAUAAAAAAGCAAACAAGAAAUCAAUUAACAGGGUAAUUCUUCAAGAGCAGAUCCAGCAUCGAAGGUUACAACUUGAAAACGAGAUUCGAAAUCGAAAGAAGAUUGAUGUCCAACAAAUACAGAUUCCAGUCGAGAGAAACUUACCAGAUAUAAAACGCAGACGUACCGAAAGACUGCUUGAACCAAAAGUACUUGCGGAAGUUUCUACCGACAGGCUCAAUAAGACUGCCUCCUUAGGAAACGGUGCGAAAUCUCCUUUUGCAAAGUCGGUUCAACCUCAGUCCAAACGCUCCAUUUUUAAUGUUUUUCAAAGGGUGACCCCUUCUACAAACGAAAAGCCCAGUGAGCUACCAGAAAUAUUCUCAGAAUCGGAGGACGAUGCUGAAGGGAGCGUACUCCAGCCUUGGGCCGAAUUUGGACAAUUAAAAAUUGCCCUCAUCAAACAACAGUCUCUUAACCCGGUAUCCGUCUUUGGCUCUGUGCUACCAUUAGAUAUGGACGCUAUUUUCCGGUCUUAUAACCGAUUCAAUCGUUAA